CUUCUCGCACCUGUAUGUCUUGCAUGGCGAGUACGGCAGUGUUCCUGCUGUGGUCGUUGUCGUGUGCAAUGUCACAAUCCCUGCUGUCCUUCUUCCUCUCUUGUGUGUGUGUGUGAAUUUCUGACCACUUUCACCACACACACACGCACACACACGCCACGCACACACACACGCCACGCACACAUGAUGAGGAUGGGUGCACUGGCCACGACUAGGCUGCCACUGUUGCUGGUGUUGUCGGUGGUGCUGCUGGGAUGUGCCGUGGGGUUCAGUGCUGCGGCGACCACGAUCGAUGUGCAUCGUCUUGCCCAAGUCACCACCGCACAGCAAAUACUCGGGUCCACGAGCACGUCAUUUGAAGGGCGGCUGACACGGAAUGCGGCCGGGUACGGCGUCCUGUUGAUCACGUGGCCGGAACUGGCCCGCCUCUCCUCGUUGGAGCAGCUCAAGUGCUCCGCACUCGUGGUGACCCUGCCGACAGCCGAGGAGGACGGCUCAGAGAUGCAGCACGCGCUCUGGCACGCACUCAAGCUUCGCCUUCUCUCUCGCGAGUGGUCGAUCCCCGUGUACUUUGUGAAGCCAGACGCACCACACGUGCAGGACAUGUUGGCAACCGGGUUGGCUGGCAAGACCAAGGCCAAGGGCAAGGUCGACUUUGGCGCUUUCCUGCGCGGCAACUAUCACCUCAAGGUGGACGCCCCAAGCCCAACUGCACACGACAGCCUGGAUUCCCCAGCCUUGCACGUGCACCUCCGCGGCGUGUCUGAAGAGAAGCCCAUCCUCAUCGUUGCGCACUACGACACAUACGGCGCCGUCCCCGGUGUCGCUGAAGCGGAUGGCACGGGUCUUGCGUCGGCGCUCCACAUGCUGCAGCAGCUCUCCAACCUCUAUCGUGACACAACCACACUGCCAAAGCGAAGCGUGCACUUUCUGAUUGUCGGGCAGUCGUCUCUCGGCUACGCGCCGCUCAGCGCUUGGAUCGAGCGAUAUCGGCCAGCCGACCUCUCGUUUGCCGUGUGCCUCUCAUCGCUCUCAACAACGCAGCACAACCGCCUGUUCAUGCACGUGUCCAAGCCCCCACGCGAUGGCAGUGAUCUUGGCGUCUUUGUGGACAUUCUCAACGCCACGGCGAGCGAGCGUGGACUCCCCAUAUCCAUGGUGCACCGCAAGAUUAACCUGGCAUACGACCUGCGCAGCUGGGAGCACGAGCAGUUCAGUCUGCACCGCCCGCGGACACCGGCAAUGACGCUCUCCACCAUCCCCGAUGCGCCGCAACACGGCACCCUCUUCCCGCGCGCAGAGAAGACGGCCGCCAUUGAUCCCGCCGCCACAUCCGCCGUCACGUCUGCUCUCAGCGAAGCGCUCGCACUCGUCCUCACAGACACGAACAACGAGGACGAGGAGUCAGCUGUGCGCCGGGAGGGCGUGCUUGCAUCGGUCCACACGCGCGACGAUUUGCUGACGGCGUGGAUCCAAGAGAUGGAUGAGCAGCCGCUGCUGCCCCAGGACACACACGCAGCGGCAGAGUUCCUCACACGCGUGCAGCAGUAUCUGAGCAAACGGUACGGCGUUGCCGCCCGCUACCUCAACUUCGACAUUACCACUGCCGCUGUUGUGCCGCACAGCCCAAUCAACGCAAAGAUGGUGGAGCAGCACACCGCUCCCCCCGGCUCCGAGCUGGUUGUGAUUGGCGCCGCCCUGUACUACGCCGCGAUUGUUUAUGUCGUCAUGCGCCAGCUGUGUGCCGCCACCAAGAAGAAGCGCGAGGCUCAUCAUGUGCAGCAGUGUGUGAUGAAUGAGUGUGUGAGAGUGCGCGAGUGA
This is a messenger RNA of Salpingoeca rosetta, 1821 nucleotides long. RefSeq lists its product as uncharacterized. The record is from RefSeq and is a predicted model, not a curated record. The coding region runs from base 184 to 1821 and encodes 545 amino acids. The transcript has 10 exons. NCBI's taxonomy places the organism in Eukaryota, Choanoflagellata, Craspedida, Salpingoecidae. Gene Ontology annotation, cellular component: endoplasmic reticulum membrane. Gene Ontology annotation, biological process: regulation of signal transduction.